UUUCAAUAUAUGGGAGAUAUUCCUUUCAGUAUAUGGGGAGAUAUUCCUUUCAAUAUAUGGGGAGAUAUUCCUUUCAAUAUAUGGGGAGAUAUUCCUUUCAAUAUAUGGGAAGAUAUUCCUUUCAAUAUAUGGGAAGAUAUUCCUUUCAAUAUAUGGGAAGAUAUUCCUUUCAAUAUUCUGGGGAGAUAUUCCUUUCAAUAUAUGGGGAGAUAUUCCUUUCAAUAUAUGGGGAGAUAUUCCUUUCAAUAUAUGGGGAGAUAUUCCUUUCAAUAUAUGGGGAGAUAUUCCUUUCAAUAUAUGGGGAGAUAUUCCUUUCAAUAUAUGGGGAGAUAUUCCUUUCAAUAUAUGGGGAGAUAUUCCUUUCAAUAUAUGGGAGAUAUUCCUUUCAAUAUAUGGGGAGAUAUUCCUUUCAAUAUAUGGGAGAUAUUCCUUUCAAUAUUCUGGGAGAUAUUCCUUUCAAUAUAUGGGGAGAUAUUCCUUUCAAUAUAUGGGGAGAUAUUCCUUUCAAUAUAUGGGGAGAUAUUCCUUUCAAUAUAUGGGGAGAUAUUCCUUUCAAUAUAUGGGAGAUAUUCCUUUCAAUAUAUGGGGAGAUAUUCCUUUCAAUAUAUGGGGAGAUAUUCCUUUCAAUAUAUGGGGAGAUAUUCCUUUCAAUAUAUGGGGAGAUAUUCCUUUCAAUAUAUGGGGAGAUAUUCCUUUCAAUAUGGGGAGAUAUUCCUUUCAAUAUAUGGGAGAUAUUCCUUUCAAUAUAUGGGGAGAUAUUCCUUUCAAUAUAUGGGGAGAUAUUCCUUUCAAUAUAUGGGGAGAUAUUCCUUUCAAUAUAUGGGGAGAUAUUCCUUUCAAUAUAUGGGGAGAUAUUCCUUUCAAUAUAUGGGGGGAGAUAUUCCUUUCAAUAUAUGGGGAGAUAUUCCUUUCAAUAUAUGGUGAGACAUUCCUUUCAAUAUAUGGUGAGACAUUCCUUUCAAUAUAUGGAGAGCUAUUCCUUUGAAUAUAUUGUGAUUUAUUCAAUAUAUAAAAGACAAUUUCCAUGAAGUACCACAAGAAGGGACCAAGUUAGAUACAAUACUUCUUGGUAUCUUUUAAUGAUCGUUCUGAGAGCGAAUCCAUCAAGUCCUUGGGAAAGAUUUAAUGAGUAUUACUAAUGAGGGAAAAAAACAAAUACUAUUUCAAAUGUGGACUUUUUUUUUUUUUUUUACCACAGAAAAAAGUUUGGACGGAGAACAUGUCUCCUGAAUACUAAACAAAUGGAGGACGUGCGUAUUUUUAUUUAUGUUGUUAGAAAAUAAGUAUGAAAUGUAAUAACCUUAUUACAGUAUGUAAAGUAUGUGGAUACAAAUUCUGACAUUUUAUACUAUUUAUGAGUUACUAAGCAGGCUUGUGGUCAAUUCAGGAAGUACACAGACAUUCCAAUUCUCUUCAAUGCAUUUUAAAAAUGGGAACAUUCCUAAUUUCGUUUACUCUAUGAAUUGACUGGACCCCAAACCCUGGUUAUUAAGAGAUAUUUGAUAAAAUAAUAAACGUUUGAUUGAA
This is a messenger RNA of Oncorhynchus tshawytscha (Chinook salmon), 1527 nucleotides long. RefSeq lists its product as uncharacterized. The transcript is spliced from 2 exons. The record is from RefSeq and is a predicted model, not a curated record. The coding region runs from base 33 to 1028 and encodes 331 amino acids. NCBI's taxonomy places the organism in Eukaryota, Metazoa, Chordata, Actinopteri, Salmoniformes, Salmonidae.